AUGGAUCUCACUGAAAAAUAUAUGCUUAUCGAAGGAAAGGUGGACUGGAAAGGAAGAACUGCUACAAAGAAUAAGCACGGUGGCAUGCGGGCUGCUAUCCUUGUAUUAGCGACGUUUGCAUUCGAAAACAUGGCGAACUUGGCACUGGCAGUGAAUCUGGUGACAUAUUUCAAUACGGUGAUGCAUUACGACAUAGCCGAUGCAGCAAACCACCUAACGGAUUUCAUGGGUACUGGUUAUAUUCUUUCGAUCGUUAUGGCUUGUCUUGCUGAUGCCUACAUUGGUCGAUUUAGAACUGUUCUUAUCGCGGCAUUUAUAGAAUUUGUGGGGCUUGCAUUACUCACAUUACAAGCUCACUACCCGAAACUGAAGCCACCGCUUUGUAACAUAUUUCUUCCAACAUCAAACUGUGAGAAAGUAAAUGGAGGAAAUGCUGUGCUGCUGUUCUUGGCGAUCUACCUGCUGGCUGUUGGUGGUGCAGGUGUUAAAGCAGCAUUGCCAUCACAUGGAGCAGAUCAAUUCGACGAAAAAUACCCGAAAGAAGCUACACAGAUGUCCACUUACUUUAACUGGCUGUUACUUGGCGUUGCCGUGGGGGGUUCGGUUAGCUUAACGUGCUUUGUGUGGGUUCAAGACAACAAAGGUUGGGAUUGGGGGUUCGGGCUUUCGACCAUUGCUAUGUUCUUGGGAGCGCUCAUCUUUGUUUUCGGGUUGCCACAGUAUCGUAUAUAUGUUGUGCAAGGAAGCAGUGCCAUUACAGAAAUUAUACAGGUUUAUGUUGCAGCCAUUAGAAAUAGAAAGCUUCAGUUUCCAGAGGACCCUUCUGAACUACAUGAGAUCCCUAUGGACAAGGAAGCUGCACUUCAAGAGGAAUUCUUACCUCACAGAGAUGUUUACAGGUGGCUAGACAAAGCAGCGAUCGUUUCCGAUGAUUCCGAAUCGCCAAGUCCAUGGAAACUUUGCAGGGUUACGCAAGUCGAAAAUGCGAAAAUCUUACUAGCAAUGGUUCCGGUUUUUCUGUGUAGCAUUAUCAUGACGCUUUGCCUAGCUCAGCUCCAAACAUGGUCAGUUCAACAAGGAGUCACCAUGGACAUCAAGCUCACAAAAUCCUUCAAUAUGCCACCUGCAUCCCUUCCCAUUAUUCCUGUCGCAUUCCUCGUCAUCAUGAUCCCGAUCUACGACCAAAUCUUUGUACCUUUGAUGCGUAAACUUACUGGGAUCCCGACUGGCAUAAGAUACUUGCAAAGAGUAGGAGUCGGGCUUAUCCUCUCUUCGUUAUCAAUGGCAAUCGCGGGUGUUAUGGAAGUGAAGCGAAAAAAUGUAGCGAAAGAUCACGACAUGUUAGACGCGAUCCCUCUUCUUCAACCGUUGCCCAUAAGUGUUUUCUGGUUAUCCUUCCAGUAUUUCAUCUUCGGUAUCGCUGAUAUGUUCACGUACGUGGGACUGCUCGAGUUUUUCUACUCGCAGGCGCCAAAACCAAUCAAAUCCAUCUCUUCUUGCUUUCUUUGGAGCUCGAUGGCAAUCGGGUAUUUCAUGAGUAGUAUCAUGGUGAAGAUCGUGAACCACGCCACGAAAGGGGCGACAAAAAGCGGAGGAUGGUUGGCUGGGAACAACAUAAACAGGAAUCAUUUGGAGUUCUUCUACUGGAUGCUUGCAAUAUUGAGUUUGAUCAAUUUUGCAGUCUAUCUGCUUGUUGCUAUGAGGUACAAGUAUAGGCCACAGAGUCUUGAUGUUGAGCAUGAGUAUGAAGAACAUCAAUUGAAGACAUUGAAACCUUCAUCAACAAUGGAGGAUUUAUGA
This is a messenger RNA of Cynara cardunculus var. scolymus (artichoke), 1800 nucleotides long. Its product is annotated as protein NRT1/ PTR FAMILY 4.6-like. The transcript is spliced from 6 exons. Lineage: Eukaryota; Viridiplantae; Streptophyta; Magnoliopsida; Asterales; Asteraceae. Gene Ontology annotation, molecular function: transmembrane transporter activity. The record is from RefSeq and is a predicted model, not a curated record. Gene Ontology annotation, cellular component: membrane. The coding region runs from base 1 to 1800 and encodes 599 amino acids. Gene Ontology annotation, biological process: transmembrane transport.